Messenger RNA from Zea mays, 1109 nucleotides. RefSeq lists its product as uncharacterized. The transcript is spliced from 8 exons. Bases 132 to 743 code for a protein of 203 amino acids. NCBI's taxonomy places the organism in Eukaryota, Viridiplantae, Streptophyta, Magnoliopsida, Poales, Poaceae. Gene Ontology annotation, molecular function: GTP binding; GTPase activity. The record is from RefSeq and is marked provisional.
AACCUCCGACGUUUUGCAUCUCCAAGCAGCAUCGUCUCCUCCCCAGAUCCAUCAAUUCGUUCGGACCGCCCUUCUCGUGUCCCCGUUCCAAAGCGCGGCAGGCUGAGCGGUUCCGUCAGAUUUGAGUCGUCAUGAAUCCCGAGUAUGAUUACCUUUUCAAACUUCUGCUUAUCGGUGAUUCUGGUGUUGGAAAAUCAUGCUUGCUUCUCAGAUUUGCAGAUGAUUCAUAUCUGGACAGCUACAUCAGCACAAUUGGAGUUGACUUUAAAAUUAGGACAGUAGAGCAAGACGGGAAGACCAUAAAGCUUCAAAUUUGGGAUACUGCUGGACAAGAGCGCUUCAGGACAAUCACUAGCAGCUACUACCGCGGAGCUCACGGAAUCAUUAUUGUAUAUGACGUGACAGACCAAGAAAGCUUCAAUAAUGUGAAGCAAUGGUUAAACGAGAUUGACCGUUAUGCAAGUGACAAUGUUAACAAGCUCCUUGUUGGGAACAAGAGCGAUCUAACUGCUAACAAAGUUGUGGCAACCGAGACAGCAAAGGCGUUUGCUGAUGAGAUGGGCAUCCCAUUCAUGGAGACGAGUGCCAAAAACGCCAUCAAUGUGGAGCAGGCCUUCAUGGCUAUGGCUGCAUCCAUCAAGGACAGGAUGGCCAGCCAACCAGCUGCGGCUAACGCAAGGCCAGCGACCGUGCAGAUCCGCGGUCAACCCGUCAACCAGAAGACGUCUUGCUGCUCAUCCUAAGGUUGCCUGAUUUUUUUUUGUACUUUGUGUAAACUCAAACACACAACUACUACCUUUUGUGUGCGCUUGCAAAUGUAUUUGCAUUAUUUUCAGAAGACGCUGCUGAUAGCAUCUAUUCAUUGAUCGGACGAUUAGGGCUAGCUUGUCGAACUCCAUUUUUCCAAGGGAUUUCUAUUUUUCUAAGAGAAAUUAUUUUUAUUUUUUCUUAAAAAAAUAAGAUUUUUUUUGGAAAAAUGGAGUUACCAAACUAGCUAUUAGGGAGCUGCAAAUAUGUAAGCAGGUACUUGGUGCACUCUCGACUUUCCAUUCCUUUCUACCCUAUCAUACAGCUUCACCGUUUAUAAGCCACGAAUUGCAUUUGUGAAC